Messenger RNA from Aspergillus glaucus CBS 516.65, 930 nucleotides. RefSeq lists its product as uncharacterized. The record is from RefSeq and is a predicted model, not a curated record. The transcript has 3 exons. NCBI's taxonomy places the organism in Eukaryota, Fungi, Ascomycota, Eurotiomycetes, Eurotiales, Aspergillaceae. The coding region runs from base 1 to 930 and encodes 309 amino acids.
AUGACCUCAUUCCCCUAUGAGCUGGUUCAUGAUGAUCCGACAAGUGCCGCGAAGACGCAGCAACAUGAAGACAAAUUCGCUGAACUCGCAGCAUUCAUGAAUGCCGAACCCGAUGAAAUAGCCUUCGGCCAAACAACUACCUUCUUACUCCGCUCUCUUGGCCAGGCACUGAAAUCCUUACUCAAUUCUGAUUGCGAAAUUGUCGUUUCAAACCUGUGUCACGAAGGUAGUGCCGCAGCAUGGGUUGCCCUCGCCAAGGAUCUGAACAUCGCCAUCAAAUGGUGGGCACCACCGCCAGGCUACGACCCAGUUCUAUCACUAGAGACAUUGAGGCCACUCUUGACACCCAAAACCCGACUCGUGACCUGCAAUCACGUCUCAAACGUUAUCGGUACCAUCCAUCCAAUUCGCCAAGUUGCAGACCUGGUUCAUAGUAUUCCUGGCACCUUCCUCGUUGUCGACGGAGUGGCAUGGGCCCCGCACCGACCCAUCGACGUCAAGGCCCUGGACGUCUUUGGGCCACAUAUCGCACAGCUAUACGGCUGGCGUAGCGCUCAGAAUCGUGUACUUACGGGCAUAAGUCACUAUUUUCUCGGCGGGAUUCCGAGUCUGGAUUGGCGUUUGCGUCUAGGUACCAACUCCUUCGAACUUGAGGAAGCUUUGGUGCCCAUUACCCGAUACCUGAAGCAAGUGGGUUGGGACAAUGUUAUUGCCCAAGAGACCGUUCUACAGGACGUCUUCUUAGCUCAUCUCAGACGCCGACCUCAAGUGUUUCGUAUCUUUGGCGAGAAGUCAUCGGAUGCUCAAAAGCGCAUGCCGGUAAUCACAUUUGAGGUUAUUGGACACUCGCCCACGGUGGUAACCAACAAAUUCAAUCAGAGGGGACGGUUUUUGGAAGCGGAGGAGAUAGAAAACGAGUUGCGGACAUAG